Messenger RNA from Thalassophryne amazonica, 6607 nucleotides. It is a transcript of the gene atrnl1b, whose product is annotated as attractin-like 1b. The record is from RefSeq and is a predicted model, not a curated record. Bases 769 to 4905 code for a protein of 1378 amino acids. The transcript is spliced from 29 exons. Lineage: Eukaryota; Metazoa; Chordata; Actinopteri; Batrachoidiformes; Batrachoididae. Gene Ontology annotation, molecular function: protein binding. Gene Ontology annotation, cellular component: Golgi apparatus.
UAGUUUUGUUGCUGCGCUAACAAAUCCGUCGUCGCUUCUCGUUCUUGACCAGCGGUCCUUUAAAAAAAAUAAAAAAUAAAAUAAAAUAAUACUAAUAAAAAAUUCCACCGGAAAACAGGAGCUCGGUGAGGCGCUGAACAGUCAACGAAAGCUCGCUUUAAAGGUGUUUAAAUGUGUGUUUAAGAGUAGGCGAGUGUGUGUUUUGGCUCGCGCUGCUGCCUCCCCUCCCUCCCCAGGUCAGUCGCUGAGAGGAGCCUUCAGCUCCCACAUCACUCUGCGGACUCGGGGCUACUAAUAUCGCAGCACCUUUGUUCCAGCGUGGAUAAAAUCCUCCUAAAUCUCACGUUUAUGCUGUUCGGCGUGUGCGCGAUUGUUUACGCGAUAAAAUGGCUGCUGGAAUGCUAACGUUGUUUGGAGGAGAAUGGUGAAUCAAUACCAGCGAGGGUACUAGCCAAAACAAGCUAGUUGGGCUAACGAGCGCCGGGCACUGAAUUCAGCGACUUUCGCUGAUGGUUUGCACUUGUGGUGGGAUCUUCCAACAAGAAGGGAAUUUAACCAAAUCUAUGCAUGCACCUAAAGGAGCAUCCUGUAGAACACUAAGCUAGUAGUAGUGCUGAAUUUUAGCCAGAUCUCUGCAAGGCUUGAUUUGAGUAUGCAUAACAUUGAGCGAAUAUGCAGGACUUCUUUGUUAUAACUGCAAGAUCCUGACUAGGUUUUUAUCCCAAAGCACACUUAAAGGCCCCGGUCUUUUACUCGGCUUGGAGAAUAAUGGAUCUUUGGGGGAAAUGCAAAGAUCCGCGUUGUCUUUUUGGACCCACACUAGUCACUCGCAGCCAUCUGCGAGGUGUCAGCAGAUACCUGGUCAUCUAUGUUUUGUUUUACUUCGUACUUUUCACUCACGCCUCCCCUGGGAAACCGUGUGACAAGAACUGUCUCUCUGGGAAAUGUAUUAACGGAUCCUGCAUCUGUGAUCGAGGAUGGGUUGGAGAUCAGUGCCAGCACUGCCAAGGGAGAUUCAAGUUGACUGACCCCUCGGGAUACCUCACUGAUGGUCCAAUCAACUACAAGUACAAAACAAAGUGUACUUGGCUUAUUGAGGGCUAUUCAAAUGCAGUUCUUCGGUUAAGAUUUAACCACUUUGCCACAGAAUGUGGUUGGGAUCAUAUGUACGUCUAUGAUGGUGAUUCAGUAUAUGCUCCCCUGGUUGCUGUUUUCAGCGGUCUCAUUGUGCCAGAGGUCAGAGGAAAUGAAACCGUUCCUGAGGUUGAGACAACUUCAGGCUACGCACUGCUACACUUUUUCAGUGAUGCUGCCUAUAACCUGACAGGAUUUGAAAUAUUUUACUCGAUCAACUCGUGUCCUAACAACUGCUCUGGACAUGGGAAGUGCACCACCGGGAACUCCAUCGCCAGCAGAGUGUACUGUGAAUGCGACAAGUACUGGAAAGGCGAGGCCUGCAACAUCCCCUACUGCAGGAACAACUGCGGCAGCCCUGACCACGGCUACUGUGACCUCACCGGGGAAAAGUUGUGUGUCUGUAAUGACAGUUGGCAAGGCCCUGACUGCUCUCUGACUGUUCCUUCAACCGAGUCCUUCUGGGUCUUACCCAGUGUAAAGCCCUUUGGCACAUCACUCGCCCGAGCUUCCCAUAAGGCUGUGGUGCAAGAAAAGGUCAUGUGGGUGGUUGGAGGGUACACGUUCAACUACAGCUCCUUCCAGAUGAUUCUCAACUACAACAUGGAGAGUGGCAUCUGGAACACAGUUCCCAUCAAUAGUGGCCCUGUGCCAAGAUACGGUCACUCGGUUGCUGCGUACCAGGAUGAUCUCUAUAUGUUUGGUGGGAAACUGGAGGCCGGCUUGGGUAAUGUGACAGAUGAGCUGUGGGUGUUCAAUGUACCUGGUCGGACAUGGCAGCGGAAAAGUCCCGUAAUUGGCCCACCUGCCCAGGCUCAAAUUUAUGCUGUGGAAGGCCACUCAGCCCAUUGUGUUCUGCUACACAGUGGCGAGGCCAUUAUGCUGGUGAUUUUUGGCUACUCUCCCAUCUACAGCUACAUCAGCAAUGUUCAGGAAUACAACUUAAAGACCAACACAUGGUUGGUACCUGAGACCAAAGGUGCCAUGCCACAGGGUGGUUACGGCCACAGCAGCACCUAUGACAUUGCCAGUGACAGUAUCUAUGUCCAUGGUGGUUACAAGGCGCUGCCUGCCAACAAAUAUGGCCUUGUUGAUGACCUCUACCGCUACGAUGUCAACACACGGACCUGGUUCAUCCUGAAAGAGAGCAGUUUUCCACGAUACCUGCACUCGGCUGUGCUCCUCAGUGGAACCCUGCUCAUCUUUGGAGGCAACACACACAACGACACGUCACUUAGCAACGGAGCAAAGUGUUUUUCUGCUGACUUCCUCGCCUAUGAUAUCGCCUGUGAUGAGUGGACACUCCUGCCAAAGCCAGAUCUGCACAGAGACGUCAACCGCUUUGGUCACUCCGCCGUGGUCAGCAACGGGUCCAUGUAUGUUUUCGGGGGCUUCUCCAGUGUGUUGCUCAACGACGUGCUUGUUUACCGACCCCUGAGCUGCCAGGCCUUCUCUUCAGAGGAGCGGUGUGUAAAAGCUGGACCUGGUGUCCGCUGUGUCUGGAUCAGAGCCCGCUGUCUCCCAUGGGAGCCCAGCGCAGGCACAGGCAGCCUCACUCCCGCCCCGUUCUGUCCGCCGAAAGCUGUCACUGUAGAUGAACGCUGUUACCGUUUCUCUGACUGUGCAAGCUGUACAGCCAACACCAACGGGUGCCAGUGGUGUGAUGACAAGAAGUGCCUCUCUGCCUCCAGCAACUGUACCUCUAACAUCAAGGACUUUACUAAGUGUCCAGUGCGGAAUGAGCAGGUGUGCAGCAAGCUGGCAAACUGCAAAAGCUGUUCCUUGAAUCUCAACUGUCAGUGGGACCAGAACCAGUCGGAGUGCCAUGCAUUGCCCGCUCAGCAGUGCAGUGAGGGCUGGAGCCAGGUAGGCGAGACCUGCCUGAGGAUCAACUCGAGCCGUGAGAGUUUUGACAACGCCCAGCACUAUUGCAAGAACCUCAACGGCAACAUCGCUUCACUCACUACCGCCAAACAAGUGGACUUUGUGCUUGAAGAGUUAAAGAAGCUCCAGCAACAAGAAAAGCAGCUAUCUCCCUGGGUCGGCCUGAGGAAAAUCAACAUUUCAUAUUGGGGUUGGGAGGAUAUGUCUCCUUUCACAAAUGGCAGUCUGCGCUGGCUGCCUGGUGAGCCCAGUGACUCUGGAUUCUGUGCCUACCUGGAGGAGCCCCAAGUGUCAGGCCUGAGAGCCAACCCGUGCACCGCCACAGCGCGUGGCCUGAUCUGUGAAAAAGCUGCUGGCAACCGUAAUCAAAGUGCUCGUCCAUCUUGUAAGAAGCCUUGCUCACUGCAUACUAACUGUGCCAACUGUACCAGCCAGGCCAUGGAGUGCAUGUGGUGCGGCAGUGCACAACGCUGUGUCGACUCCACUGCGUAUGUCAUCUCAUUUCCUUAUGGCCAGUGUCUGGAGUGGCAGACUGGCGAUUGUGUGGCCCAGAACUGUUCAGGUGUAAAGACGUGUGCCCAGUGCUUAGAGCAGCCUGAAUGUGGCUGGUGCGGAGAUCCCAGUAACACAGGAAGAGGCCUGUGUAUGGAGGGAUCCUACCGGGGACCCAUGAAGAGACCAGCCAAGCAGAGCCAGCAGAGCUACACCCACGAUAUGAGCCUGGACCCAGGCAGCUGCCCCAAAGACAAGGGCUACGAGUGGGCCUUCAUUCACUGCCCUGCAUGCCAGUGCAAUGGCCACAGCACGUGUGUGAACGGCAGCAUGUGUGAACAGUGCCGGAACCUGACCACCGGACCUCACUGCCAGACCUGCAUGCCUGGUUACCAUGGAGACCCCACCAAUGGCGGCAAAUGCCAGGCCUGUAAAUGUAACGGCCAUGCAAGCGUGUGCCAGGUGCUAACUGGGAAGUGUUUCUGCACUACCAAGGGAAUCAAAGGAGACCAGUGCCAACUAUGUGACUCAGAAAACCGUUACCUUGGCAAUCCACUCAGAGGAACCUGUUACUAUAAUCUGCUCAUCGACUAUCAGUUCACCUUCAGUUUGGUCCAGGAAGAUGAUCAUCACUAUACAGCCAUUAACUUCAUGGCCUCACCUGAACAGGCCAACAAGAACUUGGACAUGUCCAUUAAUGCGUCCAACAACUUCAACCUCAAUGUCACCUGGUCGGUGGGAUCAACAGCUGGAACCAUCUCUGGAGAGGAAGUGCCCAUCGUGUCCAAAACUAACAUCAAGGAAUACAGAGACAGUUUCUCUUGUGAGAAGUUCACCUUUCGGAGCAACCCCAAUAUUACGUUUUACGUCUAUGUCAGCAACUUCUCAUGGCCCAUCAAGAUCCAGAUUGCAUUCUCUCAACACAACAGCAUAAUGGACCUUGUCCAGUUCUUUGUGACUUUUUUCAGUUGCUUUCUCUCACUACUUCUGGUGGCCGCAGUGGUGUGGAAGAUCAAACAGACCUGCUGGGCUUCACGGCGGAGAGAACAGUUGAUGAGGGAGCGUCAACAGAUGGCCAGUCGUCCAUUUGCCUCUGUCACUGUUGCACUCAAUGCCAGAGGGGAACAAACGGAGGUGUUGCCGCUUGUGGUUGAUGGCGUGCCCAAACCAGUGGCGAUGGAGCCUUGUUCAGGAGGGAAAGCUGCUGUGUUAACUGUGCUCAUGCGUCUUCCCUCUGGUCCCUGUGGUUUACCUCCUCCAGGCCAAUCAGGGCUCAUUGUUGCCAGUUCUCUGAUAGACAUUUCCCAACAGAAACCAACAGAUUUUAAGGACAAGUCGCAGGCUUUAAAGAAUCGAAAGGCCAUUCCUCCGGCGCACCAAGGCACCUGUGUCUGAGUCCGAGUCUCAGCCCGAUCCUUCAUCGGGUCUCUUAUAUACUGUCAAACUUCUAACUGGCUCAACUUGUCCCUUGUUCUGAGGUGAGAGCCGACUCCAUACUGAAGAUUUAAUUUGGCUGCGACCACUCAAAUUAUUUUGAAUCUUGCCAAACCCGGCAGAAAAAGUGUCCAUGUCUGUAACUGUACUUCAUUUAUAUCAAAUGAAGAGACAUCCAUCUCACUCUACAUGUCCUGGUCCCAAACCUGUCUGGAUCACUGUGGACAGUCAUCCCGGUGUUGGUACCGAAGGUCUGAUCAGUGGUUAGCGAUGACAUCAAAGACAGAUAAUGAGGAAGAAGUGCACCUGUUCACCCUUUCACCAAACAUCGUCCAUUUGCUCAGCAUGGGAGAAAAAAGUAAAGCUGUCUGUCUGUGAGUUGACCGGUUAAUGGACGUCCCGCUGCCCGUCUCUGUUCGUCCGUCUUUUUGCGUUCCAACAGCUUGUGCUAUUUAUGGUGCUAAAAGCAUUUCAUUUUAUAACAAACCUGAACCUUAGCACAGCCUCGAUGAUUUCUUUUUGUUUGUUUUUUUCUUUUCUUUUAAACACUUCAUGACCACGCCAGUUUUUUAGGAUCGUGUUUUGUCGCACCACAUGUACAUGUGAUCCACGCAGCUGAAGUCUGUAUUUUCUGUGGAAUGCAUAAAUAAAUGCUGCAGAGAAACGACCAGCAAAAGUACGAACAAAUCUAAAGUGUGGAAAGUCUCCACCGCAUGUGGAGGUUCUGUUUUUUUAGAUACAGUCUGAUAAUACGGAGAAGUUGAAGUUCUAAACUGCACUUUGUUCUCUUGUCAUUUUGCCAAUGCCACUUAGACGUGCGGUGUUUGAACUUGCCCUUGGAUUUUUCCGGCGACGGCUGGAGAAAUGAGUUAGAACAGGGACGGACGUCUUGCUCCUCUGGCUGUUUGUCUGCAAAGCGAUUUUUCUUUUUCUGUCCAAUUUAUUUUUUUUAUGAAGAGUUCUCUUAAGCUAUGACUUAGUGUUUUUUGUUUGUUUGUUUGUUUGUUUUUGAGUGCAAGGAUUCUUUUACCUUUUCUGACACAUUGGCUUUCCAUAAAUGUUUGACCUCCCGAGGACACGCCCGUUGUCAGGCACCAUCUCUGUCCCGCACUGUACAGCGUCUCAUCGGAACGAGCGCGAGUCUCCUUGUCACUCUUCAGAUGUUGUGUUUUGUCAGGUUUUUAUGACAGAACGGUGAGAGAUUAUAUUGUUUAUUUUAGGCCUUGUUACCUGUUAGUAUUAUAUCGAUGAUAAAUUGCCUUUUGCUACAUUUGUGAAAAGAACAUUUCUGUUAAUAUUUUGUUUUCUUUUGAUAUUUAACAGAUUCCUGUGUAAUAAACGCAUUUAUGUUUUUCCACACUGACAUAAACCAGAUUUUUAUUUUUUUUUGAUUUGUGCAUCUCUAAGGACUAUACGGGCAUUGUGGUGCUCCCCCCGAAACCACCACCACUACCAACAACAACAAAAAUUAUGAUUUCAUGACUUUAUUAUGCCAGCUAAUGUGAUUUUAUUUUUGUGUUUUGUAGAGUAAUCCUGUAACGGUGUCUUUACGCAGGAUUCAGGGCCUCAUUGUCAUGUGGAAAAAAUAUGAAAUGCAUAUCAGUAAACUUCAGUGUAUUUUAAAGAUUGACAACACGUCAGAACAAUAAAAAGAAAAAGGAAA